AGGAGGAACACGAACACUCGCGGAAGACACGAGCUCUCCAUCUGCCUGAAUUAAGAAGUUGAGGUGCUUGGUACAGGUGGCGUGUCCUCAUCAUGUGUGUGCUGUUUCGCUGCGGUGUCCUGUUUCUGCUGUGUUCUGUGAGCGUCUCCCAGUCUCAGUCUUCAUCAUACGGAGCGCGGGGUUCAGAUCUGGGUCUGCAGGUGUUUAUGCAAGUGCUCCAGGAUCGAGCGCAGGAGAAUGUGCUGCUGUCUCCCCACGGCGUGGCCUCUGUGUUGGGAAUGCUGCUCCCAGGGGCCCACGGGGACACACGCAGACAGCUGCUCAAUGGACUCAAAUACAAGAAGAACGGUCCAUAUAAGAUGUUGCGGAAGCUUCAUAAGUCUUUGACGACAAAAUCUAAUGCUGAUAUUGUGACCAUCGCCAACGCACUGUUCCCUAAUGAGGGAUUCAGCAUGAAGGAGGACUUCCUGUCUGCCAACAGAGAGAACUUCCUGUGUGAGAGUCACAGUGUGGACUACAGUGACCCGGAGGCAGCCGCACAGUCCAUCAAUGACUGGGUGAAGAACAGCACUAAAGGCCAGAUUCCCAGUGUGGUGACUGCGGAUAUGUUUGACACGGCUCUGACGCGUCUGGUGGCUGUAAACUCCAUCUUCUUUAAAGGCCUCUGGAAGUCCCGUUUCCAGCCUCAAAGCACCAAACCCCGGAGCUUCACAGCCGGAGACGGAAACACAUACAAAGUGCCCAUGAUGUCCCAACUCUCCGUCUUCAACAUGGGUCAGGCCAGCACUCCAGAUGGACAGAAGUACAUCGUGAUCGAGCUGCCAUAUCACGGGAACAGCAUGAGUAUGUUCAUCGCUCUGCCCACAGAAGAUUCGACUCCUCUGUCCUCCAUCCUGCCGCACAUCUCCACCAACACCAUCCAGAGCUGGACCAAACUGAUGAACCCCAGGAGGAUGCGCCUGCUGAUGCCAAAAUUCACAGUCGAGCAGGAGUUGGAUCUGGAGACUCCUCUUAAAGCUUUGGGAAUCAAAGACAUCUUUGACCAGAACAAAGCGGAUUUCAGACACCUGAGUUCAGAGUCCAUCUACGUGUCCAAAGCCCUUCAGAAAGCCAAGAUAGAGGUCAAUGAGGACGGAACCAAAGCCUCCGCCACCACAUCUGUAAUCCUGCAUGCUCGAUCCUCUCCGCCAUGGGUGACUGUGGACAGACCGUUCCUGUUUCUCAUCAGGCACAAUUCUUCAGGAACCAUCCUAUUUGCCGGCCAGAUCAACAAACCUUAAACACAUACACACACACACACACACACAUACAUACAGAUGAAUAUAUUACUUUUGUCUACUUUUUAACUGCAGGUUUUUGUGUCUUUAAACGCUCCUCUUUGUUUUAAGACUCCCAGUUUCUUUGUAAUCUUGGAGAGCUUUUUAUAAGAUUUUAUAUGUAGUUUCUUAAUGCAAGCUUUUCUCACUAAAUGUUUGCAACUUUUGUAUAACUUCAUCUGAGAUGGCUUCUUUGUCCUCAAUAAAGCAUCAGUUUAUUAGUCAUUUUAA
Molecule: messenger RNA, 1547 nt
Organism: Danio rerio (zebrafish)
Lineage: Eukaryota; Metazoa; Chordata; Actinopteri; Cypriniformes; Danionidae
Gene: serpine2
Product: serpin peptidase inhibitor, clade E (nexin, plasminogen activator inhibitor type 1), member 2
Cellular component (GO): extracellular region
Molecular function (GO): serine-type endopeptidase inhibitor activity
Source: RefSeq, marked provisional